UUCAGACCUUGUUAUAUCUAUGGCUUCUGACUUAAUCAUUGUUCUUCCUUGUACGUGUGAAAGAAAGCUCAUUGAAAAGAUUGUUGAAUGGGUAUGGAGGAAAGUGCAUCGCACAUUCAAAUUGUUAGAUUCCACAGAGUUAGUGGGAAUUAAGUUUACACGUGAGCAAAUGGAUUUGCUUUUAGAUCCUACAGAUGAUGUUCGCUUUGUAGGGAUAUGGGGGAUGGGAGGCAUUGGCAAGACAACCAUUGCUAGGCUUGUUUAUGAAAGCAUAUAUAUUCAUUUUGAAGUUAGCUGCUUUCUUGCUAAUGUUAGAGAGGCUUCUGAAGGUAACUGUCUUGUUGAUCUACAAACACAGCUUCUUUUCCCUGUCUUGAAGAAACAAAUUACUCAAGUUUUGAAUGAAGACUGGGGGACCUAUUUCAUUAAGAAUUGCUUAUGUAAUAAAAAGGUUCUUCUCAUUCUUGAUGAUGUGAAUGCAUCAAGCCAACUAGAGAAAUUUGCUAAGGAAAAGGAUUGGUUUGGCAAGGGGAGUAUAAUCAUCAUUACAACUAGAGAUAAACGGUUGGUUAAAAAGCAUGAUAUGGAGAUAUCAUAUAAGGUUGAGGGAUUUGGCGAUGACGAGGCUCUUGAGCUCUUUGGUCUGAACGCCUUUAAAAAAUUUGAGCCUGAGGAAGGUUUUUUGGAAUUGUCCAAGUGCUUUGUAAAUUAUGUGGGAGGCCUUCCAUUAGCUCUUAAAAUUAUGUAGAAAAUACCUUCUUUUUUUUAAAAAAAAAAAAAAAGAAAUUUGAUUUCUUUUUAACUCAAUACUAGACUUACUUCUCGAAUUAACUUUUCCUUUUAUAUUCUUUAUUACAGGCAACUAACAAAAUUCAAGGCAUUGCCUUAAGAAUGGCGGAGCUUGAAAGGUGGAUAUUGGAAUUGUGAAGCAUUCUCUAAGAUGAUUAACCUGAAAUUUCUUGAAGUUGAUAAUGUGAUCAUUUCCUCAA
Messenger RNA from Prunus persica (peach), 989 nucleotides. RefSeq names its product TMV resistance protein N-like. The coding region runs from base 20 to 748 and encodes 242 amino acids. The transcript has a single exon. Gene Ontology annotation, molecular function: ADP binding. Gene Ontology annotation, biological process: defense response. NCBI's taxonomy places the organism in Eukaryota, Viridiplantae, Streptophyta, Magnoliopsida, Rosales, Rosaceae. The record is from RefSeq and is a predicted model, not a curated record.